Messenger RNA from Knipowitschia caucasica, 324 nucleotides. The record is from the annotation of a GenBank genome assembly. Lineage: Eukaryota; Metazoa; Chordata; Actinopteri; Gobiiformes; Gobiidae.
AUGGUGUUUGGCAGGCACUCUGUGCGCGUGGACCGCCUGGCGGCACUGAAACCGGAUGGGUGUUCUCCGGAGGUGCCGCCCUGCCUGCCACCUGCUGCCCAGCUUGCUAGGUCUAAGCGUCCGGCUGUGUCUGCUGCUUCCUCAGACCCGCAGAGGAAGCAUGGGGUGCCUGCAGGGCUGUCUGCGCGCAUGGACCACCUUGCGUGCGAGAGGGCCCACAUGAAGGCACUGCUACAGGAUGUCCGUCGGUUUUCUGGGGAACAUGUGCUGGGCACUCCUGUGCCGGACCUGGCCCCGUUGUGUGAGGACGAUGUGAUGCGCUAG